AUGGAGUGGAUUAAGUCGGGCCAAACCAAUAUAAAGAGACAGCACAACUUUAAGCAGCUGGUAAGCGAGCUCGGGGUGAUACAAGACAAAGGAAUCUUGAAAUGCGUAGGCAGGCUAGCCAAUUCAGAUCUAGAGUUCGAUGCCAGAAGACCAGUGAUUUUGCCCCGAGAGCACAGGUUGACAGGGUUAGUUAUAGAAGAGUGUCAUCAGAGAGUACAUCACAGUGGAGUUAGAGCCACGUUAGCUGAGCUAAGAUCAAGGUACUGGGUACCAAAGGGUAGGCAGGUAGUAAAGAAGAUAGUGGGUGAAUGCGUUGUUUGCAAAAAGUUAGUUGGGAAACCGUACAAAACGCGGCCAACAGCUGCGCUUCCAGACUUCAGAGUUAGAGAAGCACCACCAUUUUCAAGGGCGGGAGUAGAUUUUGCUGGACCUCUUUACGUGAAAGGUAAAUCGGGGCAAGUGGACAAGGUUUAUAUCGCCUUGUUUUCAUGUUGCGUGACCAGGGCAGUGCACUUAGAAUUAGUGGAAGAUUUGUCAGCCGGGGCGUUUAGACGUUGUUUAAGAAGGUUCAUUGCUAAAUAUGGCACGCCAGCGUUGGUCGUAUCAGACAAUGCAAAGACGUUUCAGGCAACGGAGAGAGCAUUGAAUGACCUAUUCAAUCACCCGGAGAUAAGAUUGGAUUUAGAGCGUGAAAAAAUAGAGUGGAAAUUUAACCUCGAAAGGGCGCCCUGGUGGGGUGGGUUUUCGAAAGAAUGGUAG
Molecule: messenger RNA, 759 nt
Organism: Stylophora pistillata
Lineage: Eukaryota; Metazoa; Cnidaria; Anthozoa; Scleractinia; Pocilloporidae
Source: RefSeq, a predicted model, not a curated record